This is a messenger RNA of Cryptomeria japonica (Japanese cedar), 3905 nucleotides long. Its product is annotated as retrovirus-related Pol polyprotein from transposon TNT 1-94. The record is from RefSeq and is a predicted model, not a curated record. The transcript has 2 exons. The coding region runs from base 12 to 2465 and encodes 817 amino acids. Gene Ontology annotation, molecular function: nucleic acid binding. Lineage: Eukaryota; Viridiplantae; Streptophyta; Pinopsida; Cupressales; Cupressaceae. Gene Ontology annotation, biological process: DNA integration.
CUCUCGGUAAAAUGGUUAAAGGUAUGCCUAAACUCAGUUUAUCUUAUGAUGAUGCUUGUAAAGGUUGUGCAAUGGGCAAGAAUGUGAAGAAUCCUUUUCAUAAAAGCGAUAGUAGGGCUAAAGAAAGGUUAGAAUUUAUUCAUUCGGAUUUAUGUGGUCCUAUGUCUGUAGCAUCUCCUAACGGUUUCCUACAUUAUGUUAUCUUCAUAGAUGAUUUCUCUAGAAAAACAUGGAUCUAUUUUCUUAAAUCUAAAGAGUCUGAAGAAGUCCUAAACAGAUUUAAAGAAUUCAAAGCCUUAGUUGAAAAUACUACAGGAAAUCGAAUCAAAUGUCUGAGGUCUGACAAUGGAGGUGAAUACACCUCAAGUAUUUUUUAUGACUUUUGUAUUAAAGUAGGAAUCAAGAGGGAGUUUUGUGUUCCCUACAAUCCUCAGCAAAAUGGAGUUGCUGAAAGAAAGAACAGGACCAUUGUUGAAGUUGCAAGAGCCAUGAUCCAUGAUCAAGACCUGCAACCUUUUCUAUGGGCGGAAGCAUCCAAAACAACAGUGUAUAUUCAGAAUAGAUGUCCUCAUCGCGCCCUAAAGGAUGUGACUCCCGAAGAAGCCUUUACAGGAAUCAAACCUGACAUCAAUCAUCUAAGGAUAUUCGGGAGCCCGAUGUAUGUUCAUGUGCCUAAAGAAAAACGAACCAAGUUGGAUCCAUCUGGAAAGAAAGGCAUCUUAGUGGGAUACAACGAAUCUUCCAAAGCUUUCAGGAUUUACAUUUCAGGUCAAAGGUAUGUUGAGGUAAGUAGAGAUGUAACUUUUGAAGAUAUUGCUUUCAAAAGAUCUAAAGGUUCAUUAUCCAACAAUAAUGAUAUGGAAAUUGAAAAUCAAGAUUCAAUAGUUGAUGCUAACCCUGAGAUACAGGAGGAGCCCACUGACCUUCCAGAUCGGGUUGUUCAGAAUGACUCAUUAGAGACUAUGCUCCCUACCGAUAUACCUCAGGAUAUUGUGGUCUGCAAGAAGAGACCACUUUGGGUUAGAAACACGAUUCAAGAUGCUAAAGGUUUUGCUGCUCCCAGAGGAACCUUUAGAGAUAGCAAGAGAUUCCAAAAUCACGUCAACUACAUUUUUGUGAUGUGCAAUAUCAUCGAGUCUGAACCUCACAAUGUCGAAGAAGCUAUGUCCCAUUAUGCUUGGAAAUUAGCCAUGGAUGAAGAGUAUGGGUCUAUCAUCAAGAAUGAUGUCUGGGACAUUGUACCCAGACCCAAAGGUAAGUCUGUUGUUUCCUCUAAAUGGUUGUUUAAAAUUAAGCAUAAUGCUGAUGGUAGUAUCGAAAAAUAUAAAGCUAGGUUUGUAGCUCGUGGUUUCUCUCAAAAGAAAGGAAUAGAUUAUGAAGAAACUUUUGCCCCUGUUGUUAGAUAUACCUCUAUUAGAUCUAUAAUAGCUAUUGCUGUAGCCAAAGGUUGGGAGCUGCAUCAAAUGGACGUUAAGACAACCUUCCUCAAUGGUGUCAUUGAGGAGGAAGUCUAUAUUGAGCAACCAGAAGGUUAUGUAAUCCAUAAAAGAGAUUCUCAUGUUUGCAGGUUGAAGAAAGCCUUAUAUGGGCUCAAACAGGCUCCUCGUGCCUGGUAUGAAAGAAUUGAUAAGUAUUUACUAAGCUUAGGAUUUUGCAAGAAUGAUGCUGAUGCUAACAUUUACUUGAAAGUUUAUAAUGAUGAGAUGCUUAUUUUAGUUUUGUAUGUGGAUGAUUUAUUUCUCACUGGUGAAAGUAAAUUAAUCAUAAGAUGUAAGAAGGAAUUAGCCUCAAAAUUUGAAAUGAAGGAUUUAGGUCUAAUGCACUACUUCCUAGGGUUAGAAGUAUGGCAAAGAUCCAAUGAAAUUUUUCUAAGUCAAGUAAAAUAUACUAUUGAUAUUUUGAAAAGAUUUAGAAUGAUAGAUUGUAAACCUAUGCAUACUCCUAUGGAAUCUAACUUAAAGAAGUUAAGUGUUUCUGCAACUAACUCGGAUUUUGCAGAUCCAUCUGAGUACAGACAGUUGAUUGGUUCCCUGAUGUACCUAGUCAAUACUAGGUCAGAUAUCUGUUAUGCUGUGAAUGCUCUCAGCCAGUUCACGAGCUUACCUAAACUUGUUCACUUAGUUGCUGCUAAGCACAUCCUAAGAUACUUGCGUGGCACGAUUGGUUAUGGGCUGAAGUAUUCACUUAAUACCUCAAUCCUCUUGGAAGGCUACUCAGAUUCAGAUUGGGCAGGAAGUGUCAAGGACAGGAAAAGUACUUCAGGGAUCUGCUUCAACUUAGGCUCUGCAGUGAUCUCUUGGGCAUGUAGAAAGCAAUCUUCGGUAGCAUUAAGCACUGCAGAAGUUGAGUACAUUGCCGCAUCUAUUGCAUCUAGAGAAGCAGUGUGGCUUCACAAGCUCCUUGUUGGAUUAUUUGGUCAAGCUAGUGGUCCUACCACCAUUCAUUGUAAUAAUCAAGCUGUAUAAAGAUGUCAGUAAAUCCCGUAUUUCAUGAUCGAUCCAAACAUGUGGAAACACACUAUCAUUUCAUUAGAGACAUGGUGCAAAGAGGCGCUAUUCAUCUAAAGUACAUUAGCACAGAUGAACAGAUUGCGGACAUCCUUACCAAACCGUUAUCUAGGGUGAAGUUCGAGUACUUUAGAGACAAACUUGGUGUUGUGGAAAACAAAACCCUGAUUGAGAGGGAGCUUCAAUCUCAGUGACUCUAUCUGCAACAGUUUGAAUCAUUCUUUUGCUUGUGUGCAAGAAUGAAUUAUGUCCAAUCUAUGCUUGUGUGCUAGAUGGAAAAUUGUAAUUAUGUGAAGACCCACUUUUGUAUUACACUUUCUAUGCUUGUGUGCUAGAACCAUCCUAUGCUCGUGUGCUAGGUGGAAGAUGUAAUUCUAUGCUUGUGUGCUAGAUCCAUUCUAUGCUUGUGUGCUAGAUGGAACUCUAAAAGUUCAGAUUAUGUAUUCUCCUCUUCCCUAGUUAAGAGGGAGUGUGGUUUGUAACUAGGAAAGAGGGUUCGGAUGUUGCCUUAGGGCAAUCCGAACCCCUUCCCUUAAGCAUAACGUGGAGGACCGGCCCCAAAAAGGGUUAACGUGGCCCUAAAACAAAGACCAGCCCCAUUCACCACACCACAUUAAAUUGGCGCCAAAAUGAAUAUGCAAAUGGAGGCCGACUUAAAGAGUAUGUGGGUUAAAUGAUCAUAUAAAUAAUGAUCAUUUACCAAACACAAACACAUUGUUAUUCCCUCUUGUGAAGCGAAAUACCUCUGCAACUAAGCAUGCAAAAUUGAGAAGUAAAACUGGGCGAACUCAUCCAAGAAGGUCAAAGGCAUUGGUUGUUCCAGAAUUCUGUUAGAGAGCAGAUUUGAUGCAGACUUGGAAUAAUUAGAAGGGUAGAUCUGACCAUUAAACAUGCAGAUCUGAUAAGAGGCUGAAGAGUUCAGCUGAGUAUAGUAUUGGUACAAUUCAGAUUGAAUACAUAAUCUGACCUGUGGGUCUUUAGUGCUGGGUUUUUCCUCCUUGGAGGUUUUCCCAGGGUAUUUGUGUUUGUCUCCUAUGCACUUACUUUCAUUCUGUCAUUACUUUAUUUAAUAUUAGCAAAUAAUUAAAGACUGAUAAUCUGAUUACUAAUCUGGGUCACAAAAUUUAACAGGGACACCCUCUUGAGUCUAAGCUGAGCUCUAAGAGUAGGAGAGAAAACCCACUCCUUUACCGGCAAUAGUCACCAGCUUCAUGGAAUUGGGCUGCACAACAGCAACAUCUAUUGUGGAGUUUGAGGCCAUCAUUAUGUUAUAUCUUUUUGGAAAAUAAAAAGAGGGCUCCAGAUGUAAUUGAAGUUGUAGAAAAGGUUCCGGAUGUUGUUGAAGACAGGACUGUUGUGAAGGAGACAAAGAGUGAAACCUUACCAAGUACCAAAGUG